UAAUAAUAAUAGAAUCCAUGAACUUGCAUACUUGAAUUGACUUUCUUUGUCUCUACCUCUGGUCUGGGUCUGAGGUUGAAUUCUGUUCAAUCAUCACAACAGAAAAAUGGAAAGUGAGGAACUGAGAUUCUUUGAGUUAAACACAGGAGCUAAGAUUCCAUCUGUUGGUUUAGGCACUUGGCUUGCUGAACCUGGUGUUGUCUAUGAUGCUAUUUCCACUGCUGUCAAUGUUGGAUAUCGUCAUAUAGAUUGUGCUCAAUAUUAUGGCAAUGAAAAGGAGAUUGGUGAUGCCUUGAAGAAGUUGUUUGCUAAUGGAGUUGUUAAGCGUGAAGAGAUGUGGAUCACAUCCAAGCUGUGGAAUACCGAUCACUUGCCGGAAGACGUCCCUAAGGCAUUUGGUAGAACUUUACGCGAUUUGCAGCUUGACUAUCUUGAUCUCUACCUUAUACACUUUCCAGUCAGCAUGAAAAAUGGACAGCUUACCAAACCCGACAUACCAAGCACAUGGAAAGCAAUGGAGACACUCUACGAUUCCGGCAAGGCUCGAGCUAUAGGAGUCAGCAAUUUCUCUGUAAAGAAGCUUCAGGAUCUGCUGGAUGUGGCACAUGUUCCUCCAGCUGUUAACCAAGUUGAAUUGCAUCCUUCAUUGCAGCAACCGAAUUUACAUGCUUUCUGUAAAUCCAAGGGAAUUCACUUAUCUGGUUAUUCACCACUAGGUAAAGGACCUAAGAGUAAUAUUCUUAAAAAUCCAGUUCUGGACACGACUGCUGCGAAGUUAGGGAAGACUCCGGCACAAAUAGCCCUUCGAUGGGGACUACAAAUGGGUCACAGUGUCCUUCCGAAGAGCACAAAUACUGCGAGGAUCAAGGAAAACAUUGAUCUAUUUGACUGGUCUAUACCAGAAGAUUUGCUAGCUAACUUCAAUGAAUUUAAGCAGGAGAGAGUAGUUUCAGGAACACAAUAUGUUAGCAAGACAUCUCCAGGGUACAAAACAACUGAAGAACUUUGGGAUGGCGAGUAAGAGACAGGUUCCAUAUAAGCCACUGUUUUUCUGCUUUUGAGAUUGUUGUAAUACUUUGGGAAUUAUUAUGUGUUAUUGAGGAUUUGGUCUUGGAGUAUAAUAAGAGAUUUGGGAUUUAAAACCUCUUUGUAUUAACUUAUUUGAGUUAACGUGUUGGCAUAAGCACUUGUGAGAUUGUAUGGGAGAUCGACUUAAUGAGAGAGCUUAUGACAUGUCUAAACA
Medicago truncatula (barrel medic) is the source of this 1243-nucleotide messenger RNA. Its product is annotated as aldo-keto reductase family 4 member C10. Gene Ontology annotation, molecular function: oxidoreductase activity. The transcript has 7 exons. The record is from RefSeq and is a predicted model, not a curated record. NCBI's taxonomy places the organism in Eukaryota, Viridiplantae, Streptophyta, Magnoliopsida, Fabales, Fabaceae. The coding region runs from base 107 to 1021 and encodes 304 amino acids.